AUGGAAGCGCUGCAACGAAUGAUGAUGAGGCGUUUGGACGAGCAUUCCUACAAACGGACCGCUAAACGUUUGGUGGUUGAUGAAUAUGCAAAUGAUGCUGAUUUUAAUGAUAGAACAGAAAUUGCUAGUAUGAAUCCGGCGUAUGAUAUCAUCUACAGUGAAGCAGUUCGGACAAGGAGCAAUCCAAAUAAUUCUACCACAAAUGCAUUUUUUUCAACAACAACGUGUCCAGCCAGUACUUCACCGAGUUCAGUAUAUCAUAUUGAACCCAUUCCUGCUGUUACUGCUGCAGCUGUUAAUGAUGAUCACAGCCAUACUGAUAAAUUAUUACGAAAGGUUUCGCUAGCCGUACGAAGAAAGCUAAUAGGUCCAAAACCAUUUGUCAAUGAAAAACGCAAUACUCGUAGGAUAAGUCAUCGUAAUAAAGAGAGCAACCAUGAUGACUCGAAAAGUAAUCAAAGGAUUGCUCAAAAUGAUUCGGAAAAACAAAUUAAACCAAAUUCGUCGAGAAAAAUGAUUGAUUUGGUUGACUUACGUGCAAUCGGCCGAAAACAUCGUAAUGAGCAUCGAAAACUUCUCAAUGAAGAGUAUGGUGACGACUAG
Molecule: messenger RNA, 603 nt
Organism: Cercopithifilaria johnstoni
Lineage: Eukaryota; Metazoa; Nematoda; Chromadorea; Rhabditida; Onchocercidae
Source: the annotation of a GenBank genome assembly